AUGGCGGACAGUGAACUAGCGCCCAAGUUCGCUCCCUUCAUAGGAAUGGCAGGUAUCUGUGCAGCCGUGAGUUACUCCCACUCGCCUUUUCGACCUUUGCCUCGAAAACAGCUAACCCAUAGUAACUUUAUCAGAUGGUUUUUGGAUUCAUUAAUCCCCGUAGUAAUGGCGGGUAUCAUUGCGGUCUACGGCUUAGUUGUUGCAGUGCUCAUUGCGGGAGGUUUGGGUCCUCCGCCCCAGAAGACGUAUAGCUUAUACACCGGUUUCAUGCACCUUGCAGCGGGAUUAUCAGUCGGCUUAUCAGGACUUGCGGCUGGCUACACGAUUGGCGUUGUCGGCGACGUGGGUGUGCGAUCAUACAUGCAGCAGUCACGCGUUUUCGUAGGAAUGGUAUUAAUAUUGAUUUUUGGUGAAGUGUUGGGGCUAUACGGCUUGAUCGUCGCACUGAUUUUGAACUCAAAGAGCUAG
This is a messenger RNA of Histoplasma capsulatum G186AR, 468 nucleotides long. Its product is annotated as vacuolar ATPase proteolipid subunit c. The transcript has 6 exons. Gene Ontology annotation, biological process: proton transmembrane transport. The record is from RefSeq and is a predicted model, not a curated record. Gene Ontology annotation, cellular component: proton-transporting V-type ATPase, V0 domain. Bases 1 to 468 code for a protein of 155 amino acids. NCBI's taxonomy places the organism in Eukaryota, Fungi, Ascomycota, Eurotiomycetes, Onygenales, Ajellomycetaceae. Gene Ontology annotation, molecular function: proton-transporting ATPase activity, rotational mechanism.